UUGCACAUCCCACCCAGUGCGGCAGCGGGGCAGCGGGGCAGCGGGGUGCGUCCGACCGCAUCUCUCGCAUUGGAAAAGCUUUGUGGUUGGGGUGACAUCGCCAGGAGAGUUGAAGAGCGCUCGAGAGAUGGACGAAUACAGCGAGUUCGCCAGCGACGACUUCGACGUGAAGGGAUGGAUCAAUGCUACGGUAGCUAGCCAUCUGCAGCUGCAGCAGCAGGCCGCCGGGGGAGCAGGGGCCGGUAGCAACGGCUCACUCUCGGCGGAGCACGUUCGUCUGUCUUCGCCGAGUGCUCACAGCAGCCUAGACACGCACCUGUCCACCGUAGCGACCAAGCUGCAGGCGGUGUCCGCGACCAUCAACGCGGGGCUCGAGAAGAGCAUGGUGGAGAUCAUGGUGUCCGUCCCGCGUGUGGUAACCGAGGUGGAUCGAAUGGAGGCUGCCAUCAAGACCCUCAACGGCGAGCUGAUCAACCUGUCGGGCCAGCUGGAAUCGAUCGACCACGGCGCGAACGCCCACGUGGAGACCCUGGCGAGGCUAGACCUCGUGAAAACCAACAUGGGCGACUGCUUGCACACCCUCACCGAAGCCGCUUCUUGGAACGCUUUGGUGCGAGAGGUCAACGCCAGUUUCGGACAAGACGACUUGAAGGGCGUGGCCCAGCGGCUAGAGGCCAUGGCCGGUAGCAUGGACGUCUUGAAGGACAUGCCGGAAGCAGAGGACCGCGCCGCUACUCUCAGAGACCUGCAGGAGCGACUGGAGACGCUGCUGAAGCCCAAGUUGCUCGAGAUCGUGAAGAAAGACCGCAUGGGCCCAUUGAUGGAGUACGCCGCCAUGUACCGCCAGCUGGGCCGUACAGACGUCUUCAGGGCGGAGUACUGCAACACCAAGGCUGCCGCCGCGCACAAGCGCUGGUUCGCGUCGGCGACAAGUUCCGGUUCGGAGGGGGGCACCACGGGAAGCGGGCUGGCUAACUGGCUCCCGUCGUUCCUCGAGUACUUGCAGGGAUCGUUGAUGGACGAGCGCAAGAAGACUUCGGACUUGUUCGGUGGCGAUACCUCUCCCGCGGUGCUCUGCCAGCUCGUCGUGGUGGCCUUCCAGCCCCUCUUGGGAUCCUUCCAAAAACACCUCGAGGCAGCUCCUUGGACCGAAGCGGUAGCCCUCUUGACAGAGGUGCUGCGGUUCGUGAACCAGGCUGUGGACCUGUUGAGGGGUGCGAGCGAGAGAGAUUUGUUGGCGGUGUUGCUGUCGAGCACGUCGGGGUUCCGGCUCAUUCAGGACAGCUUUGGGGCGCACGAGCGGAGCUUCUUGUCUCUCGAGCUGCAGCCUCUACUGGAAACCCUCGGCGGCGUUACGAGUGCCGUGGAGAGGGGAGGGACGGCACCGGCGAUGGCCUUCACCCGGAGAAUGGAAGAGAUCUCCGAUGUGUCUACCAAGGGCUUUGUGGUCGUGCAGCAGUCGGCGGCGCGGUGCACCGAGCUGACGGGAGGGUACCAAGGCCGAGACUUGCUAAGGGAGGCGGCGGAAGCUCUUUCGGCUUUCGUGAAGGCCGUAAGGGAUGCGGCUCGACAGUCUCGUUCUUUUGGCAACCAACCGGCGACCGGACGGGUCGAGACGACCAGUUCUGCUUCGCCCGCGGCAGGCCGUUCACAAGAACAACAAGAGAAGUUCUUGGACGGAGGAGGAGGAAACGGCGAUUUCGACUGGCAGUACUUGCAGGGGGGGCUUGUUUUGCUCGGGGCUGCCGGUCGAUGCCAACGGUGCUUCGCCGGGGUAGAAAAGGAGUUUGCUUCGGCGCUCCUCCGAGAUAGAAUCGGCCUCUUCGCCUCUCCCGCUCCCCGCCUCUCCUCCCUAGCACUGCCCGCCAACUCCCCCCUUCCCAACACCAGCGGAGGGAGAGGGGCGGGAACCGUUCUCGAGAACGGCGCUUCCCCAUCCCCCGCCGCCGGUGGAGUGGCGGCGGCGGACGGCAGCAGCAGCAGCAGCAGCAGCAGCAGCAGCAGCGAGGAAGGCAGGGUGGCCGUGCUGAGGAGCCUGCUUGCGAGGGUGAGGCUCGAUGAGGACAGGACGGCGAGGGCGGAGACGAGGGCGAGCUUGAUGGCGCUGGUAGAGCCGUCGGCGGCGGUUCCGGGAGACGUGCUGCCGGCGCCUGCGAGAGAAGUACGCGCGCUGGCGGCCGACGCGCGGUCUCUAGUGUUCGACGUCUGUUUUAAGCCAGUCACCGCUAGGCUAGACACGGUGCCGACCUUGGUGUCCUGGCAAGAGGAGCAGGGGGGAGGGGGAGGGGGUGGGUGGGGCGCGGACGAGGGGGAUGGCGCUGAUGAGUACGAUACCGUUCCGCAGGCGUACAUUACGCAGGUCGGGGAGCACCUGCUGAGCUUGCUGCAGAACCUGGAGCCUUUCGCGAACAGCGACGCUUUCCAAGAUGCGGUGGAGCCCACGCAGGACCUGCACCUCCUCACAGAAGCAGCUUGGAGGGACUGCGGGCUAGCCUUGGAUCUGGGAGAAUCCGACCUCAUGCUGCUGGAAACCUUGUCUGGCGCGAAAGCAUCCACGGAGCCUCCGAAACACCGCUCUGCGUACGGUGACAAUGCGGGGGGUGGCAACAAUGAUGAAGACGAAGAGGAGGAGGAGGAGGAGGAAGAAGAGGGAGAAGCGGCCAAGUUCUGUACGGCGUGGCUGCUGUGCGUCGGGAGCGCUACGGUCGGGUGCUUGUUGGCCAAGGUUCUAUCACUCCCGCUUCUCAGCGAGAGAGGCACGAAGCACCUGGAGACAGACCUUAAGUACCUAUCGAAUGUCUUCCACGCCUUGGAUCUACCCGCUCCGCCUGUCUUGGAACACGUUAGCCUGCUGGCUGGUCUCAGCAGGGAUGAGGCUGCGACCCAUCUGGUACAAGAGAGAGUUGCCGGCCACGGGGCCGCUGGAAUUGUCCUGACGAAAAUGGAGCGACGACUAGCGGAAGCAAGAGGCAUCGCCCAUCCUUGAUGCUUCGAAUUGCGGUGGUGUUGAGCUCAUGAGGGCAACUUUGAUUUGUCGUCCUAUUCCUCCUGAUGAGGGUGGAGAAUUCUCAAAGGCCGCUUCGAAUGUGUUCGGGGGGCAUGCUUGUUUUCGACAUUUGAGUUGAUGGCUUCGUCUAUGAGGCCCACGGCCACUUGUGCUCGUGUGCGUACAGCGCGUCUGCAAGCGGGGGUUGGUGAAGUUUGAUGGUGCUCGUAGAUUGAACAUCUCUCUCCUCCCUUACUGUACAGAGUGAGAAAUGCGUCUAUCUUCAUUCUGUUACAAUAUGCCUGGAUGGUUCCCUCCCCCCUCCCGGUGUUCAAUAGUUGUGAAGGUUGGCACCGCAUCGACGGGGAGCAGAACCCCCACAUAUUCACCAGCUGAGAACUUUUUCGGUUUGUGAAAAUGGACGAAAUGCUGUAAGAACAUUAGAGGUCCCUGUUAAGUGCGGGGGUGUGCGCAAAAAUUUCACCGGCACUAGUCUAUACCCGGCACCGGCACUAUUUGUCAGAGUGCCUGAAUAGUGCCAAAGGGGCUCUAUUCAGGGUCCGAAAAUCCCUCCAUAGUGCCAGACCGGCACUUUUGACGAACAUGCUGCACCUUGGUGCUGUACCCGCCUCAGCGCACGUACUGCACACUUGCACAACCUGAAGUAAACCCUUCACAUGAAUAUCGCAAAGAAUGCACCUCAUAGAUGCCCAAUAUUUUGUUGGCAAGAAUGCCGUGGCACUGACUUUAAACGGAUCAAAUCAUUUCGCGCAACCUCAACAUCACUCCUCGACAGCGAAAGCAAACCACUGAUCAUGAAGCCCACGGGUUUUUGGCGGUAAAACUGUUGCGAAGCUCCUGCUGGCACAACCUAUUGGUGAAGGAGGAAGCUAAAUCUGUCUCCUCCUGACCCUCCUUCGAUGUAGCCAGAAUAAAGCAAAAA
Messenger RNA from Ectocarpus sp. CCAP 1310/34, 3929 nucleotides. NCBI's taxonomy places the organism in Eukaryota, Phaeophyceae, Ectocarpales, Ectocarpaceae. The record is from the annotation of a GenBank genome assembly.